This is a messenger RNA of Limulus polyphemus (Atlantic horseshoe crab), 2699 nucleotides long. RefSeq names its product lutropin-choriogonadotropic hormone receptor-like. The transcript has 6 exons. Gene Ontology annotation, molecular function: protein binding; protein-hormone receptor activity; G protein-coupled receptor activity. Bases 65 to 2509 code for a protein of 814 amino acids. Lineage: Eukaryota; Metazoa; Arthropoda; Merostomata; Xiphosura; Limulidae. The record is from RefSeq and is a predicted model, not a curated record. Gene Ontology annotation, biological process: G protein-coupled receptor signaling pathway. Gene Ontology annotation, cellular component: membrane.
CAUCCAAUCAGGCUUGGAGAAAAUUCCCAAUCUUGCUGAGCUUCGUACAGAGAACAUAAUUUCGAUGGCUGACUUCGACAGCAACAGAAUCAAACGUUUGCCUACUGGGUCAGUGAAGAUUAAAGCUGAAAUUCUCAACCUAGACUACAAUAUGAUCGAAGAAGUUGAAGACAACGCCUUCGAUGGGGCAGAAAUAGCCGAAAUAAGUUUAAAAGGAAAUCGAAACUUUACUAAAAUUGGAGAAGAAGCUUUCACUGGACUAAAGAAUCUCCGCAAGCUGGAUUUGUCUGAAACAAGUAUUUCUAAACUUCCCAUUAAGGGACUAUCGGAAAUUGAAGUUCUUAAGCUCGUGGACACGUUCAGUCUGAAAGUUUUCCCAUCCGUUUAUCACUUUAAGUACAUCAAAGAAGCUUAUCUUACAUAUCCUUACCAUUGCUGUGCUUUCAAGUUUCCAGCUACCCACGACCCUGAACAGCAUGCCAAUUUGAAAGAGUUUAAUGAAGAGAUGGAGAAGACAUUCUGCGCCAAUGUUACCACGCCCGUUCCUGCUGCUACAUCUACUGUACCUUCCAGUUUUAUAGAGCCGUCAACCGACACCCAACCAAAGCAGGAAGACUUCAUCUAUAAUAUCUAUGGAAAUUUUAAGAAAAUUACUAGUCUUCUUCAGCAUCAGUAUUCGAUGAGGAAGUUGAAUAAAAACUGGAACAUCUACGGGAUCCAGGAUAGAGGAUAUUUUAUAGGAACUAUAGAACCAUUCAAAAAUGCUCAAGUAUACGAAAGAGAAGAAAAAAUUGACUUUGGACACCUUGUUUACUCUCCCUCACCUCAAGAUAAUAGUUCCCAAAGCUGGAACCAGGUGAGAACUCUUGCUUUGGGUCAUGUCCCAGGACCUCACAGGCCACAAUCAGGUUUCGGUAGGCUGGGGGAAAAUGAAGAAAAUCCCCCCCACAAAUUUAUACCAGAUGGAACUUUUCAUGUGAAUACAGCUUCUUUUGAUCCACAGAACCCGGUAAAAUACUAUUGCGGGAAUUUUCCAAAGAACUACCGGGAAGUGAAGUGCUAUCCUGCUCCAGACGCUUUUAACCCGUGUGAAGACGUCAUGGGUAACGUAGGCCUGAGGAUCGCUGUAUGGUUCGUGGUAGUGGCGGCGAUGCUGGGAAACUUGGCAGUUAUGGUCGUCCUGAUGAGCAGCCGUUUUAGUAUGAGCGUUUCCAAAUUUCUUAUGUGUAACCUAGCAACAGCUGACUUCUGCAUGGGGCUCUACUUGUUUAUCAUCGCCGUUGUGGAUUUGCACACUAUAGAGGUGUAUUUCAACUAUGCCAUAGACUGGCAACAUGGAGUCGGGUGUAAUAUAGCUGGUUUUCUAACAGUAUUUGCCAGUGAGCUGUCUAUAUUCACCCUCACGGUCAUCACCCUGGAGAGAUGGUAUGCCAUCACUUAUGCUAUCCAUUUAAACAAACGUUUAAAACUGGGAACAGCCAAGAAGAUUAUGGUAUGUGGGUGGAUAUAUGCCAUCACCAUGGCAACCUUCCCGAUAGUAGGUAUCAGUGGCUACACAAAGACGAGUAUCUGCUUACCCAUGGAGAACAAAGAUGCCGAUGAUCUAGCAUAUUUGAUAACACUACUCUCUAUAAAUGGUUUGGCAUUUCUACUCAUUUGUGCUUGUUACGCCAAAAUGUAUCUGUCAAUUACUCGUCAGCAGUCGAAAGCAACAACUAAUGAUACCACUGUUGCAAAAAGAAUGGCAAUGUUAGUAUUUACUGAUUUUGCAUGCUGGGCACCUAUAGCUUUCUUUGGUCUUACUGCAGUUGCAGGGUACCCUCUCAUUAAUGUUACCAAUUCAAAGAUUCUCUUAGUGUUCUUUUACCCUCUGAAUUCCUGUGCCAAUCCUUUUCUUUACGCCAUCUUGACCAAGCAGUAUCGACGCGACUUUUUUAUACUUAUCAGUCGCUAUGGAUUUUGCACUAAACGAGCAAUGAAAUACAAAAGAACCUAUUCUUGUAACACCCACAAUCGACGAACCUCGUCUAGACUUCACCACCGAGGAUCCCUUCUCACCCAAGUAUCUUUUGAAAAUGCUCGAAACAAAAUCAAACAUAAUCUGGACUACGACGACAGAAUAAAGAGCAUUUCUUCAACUAUCGAUGUUAUGCCCGACUUUAAUCCAAAUUAUCAAAAUGUUCGGCCAGAAGGAAAUGCUCGAAAGGUCAGGAAACUUAGUAUUGUAUGUGAGGGUGGGUUUCUGUCUUCUGAUGACGAAGAAAGUAGCAGUCCAAUGCACAAAGGAUCUCCUCACCCAAUUAAGAACAGCUACACCAAACUGAAUAUUUCAUCCUUAGAACAAGAAGAGAUCUUGAGACGUGCUUUGGGAGAAGAUGUGGGGAGCCUUCAACGAAAGGCUUCUCCCGAUGCUGAGAUGCUACUCUGGUGUAGUCCAAGUUCCUCAUCCCAGGCUGACAUAAAUGGAUACUCAAAAAGUUCUCAACGUACCAUUGACACCGAAAUGUAGUACUCCUCCUCUGGGUUCUGUACUCCCAACGUCCAUUAUUAAUACAUUGUUGUGGAAUAUUGUAAUAGCCCGUUCCAUGGUGCAGUUGUAGACUUUAAACUUAUUAUAAACAUACAUACUGAUCUUGCAAAGUUAAAGAAUGGUCUUAUAAUAUGAUGGAUUAAAAUGUCCUUAUACCAUGAGGAGCAAA